GUUGGAAAAGGUGAUACAUCAGGGGGUAUAAGUGAUCCUAAUGAUCAUUUUUGUUGGAUGAGACCAGAAGACAUAGAUUACGAACGACCUGUGACUGUAUGCUCUACUUGCUCAGACCUAGCGGCUGAGAUGGCGGCCGCUUUAGCUUCUGCCUCCAUUGUUUUCAAGGACAACAAGGACUACUCGAAGAAACUGGUUCAUGGCGCUGAAACUCUUUGGAAGUUUGCUAGGAACCAGCGUGGUUUGUAUAGUGCUGGUGGAGCUGAAGCUGCAACUUUCUACAAUUCGAGCAUGUAUUGGGACGAGUUUGUGUGGGGAGGAGCUUGGUUGUAUUAUGCAACCGGCAAUCAGUCGUAUCUUUACCUUGCUAGCCACCCAACACUAGCCAAGCAUGCCGGUGCCUUUUGGGGAGGACCCGACUAUGGGGUUCUUAGCUGGGACAACAAGCUCACUGGAGCUCAAGUGCUACUGACUCGAUUGAGAUUAUUUCUGAGUCCCGGUUAUCCAUAUGAACAAACAUUGAAGACGUUUCAUAACCAGACGAGCAUAAUCAUGUGUUCGUACUUGCCAUACUUCACAAGUUUUAACAGAACGAGAGGAGGAUUGAUCCAAUUAAAUCACGGGAGACCUCAGCCUCUUCAGUACGUUGUUAAUGCCGCCUUUCUAGCGACCCUCUUCAGUGACUAUCUCGAUGCUGCUGACACUCCUGGAUGGUAUUGCGGGCCCAAUUUCUACUCGUCAGAUGUGCUACGCAAAUUUGCCGAGACUCAGAUUAACUAUAUUCUUGGCAAGAACCCAAGGAAGAUGAGCUAUCUUGUGGGUUUCGGGAAUCACUUCCCGAAACACGUUCACCACAGAGGAGCGUCGAUUCCUAAGAAUAAGAUCAAAUACAACUGUAAAGGAGGAUACAAAUGGAGAGACUCAAAAAAGCCGAAUCCCAACACGAUAACCGGAGCUAUGGUUGCCGGGCCAGACAGGAAUGAUGGAUUCCAUGAUGUGCGAACAAACUACAAUUACACGGAACCAACGAUUGCUGGAAAUGCUGGUUUGGUUGCAGCCCUGGUGGCGCUUUCUGGUGAUCGAACAACAAAUAAGGUUGAUAAGAAUACGAUUUUUUCAGCAGUGCCUCCAAUGUUCCCAACUCCACCACCUCCACCAGCUCCAUGGAAGCCAUGAAAAGGAAUAUUUGAACCAGUCGAGGCUAAUGAGGUUGGUGAUUGAUGGAUGGAUGAAGAUGGAAUGGCCAUUUUGCUUUCUCAAGUGGAAUAUGUGAUUAUAUAUAUAGUUAUGCAUGUUUCUAGUGUAUGUAAGUAAAUUAAUUAAGCAAAUAAUAUAUUAUUCCUCUUUUGAAACAAUAGAAUUUUGGUCACACGCUUGUGCU
Molecule: messenger RNA, 1381 nt
Organism: Cynara cardunculus var. scolymus (artichoke)
Lineage: Eukaryota; Viridiplantae; Streptophyta; Magnoliopsida; Asterales; Asteraceae
Product: endoglucanase 25-like
Exons: 4
Biological process (GO): carbohydrate metabolic process
Molecular function (GO): hydrolase activity, hydrolyzing O-glycosyl compounds
Source: RefSeq, a predicted model, not a curated record